Paramecium sonneborni is the source of this 551-nucleotide messenger RNA. Lineage: Eukaryota; Ciliophora; Oligohymenophorea; Peniculida; Parameciidae. The record is from the annotation of a GenBank genome assembly.
AUAAGAAUGAAAAAAAUGACAUAAAGUAGAAAAAAGAGGCCAUCGAAAUAUAGUAUUGUGGAUGACGAAAAAAGAUCAUAAAUAGUGGAGAAAAUAUUUAAAGAAAACAUGAAAAUAAAGGAAGUAAUACUUGAAUAUAUAAUUUAGGUGGCUUAAGAAUUUUAAAUUCCACUAUCUACUGUCAAAGCAGUAAAAUCAGUUUAUCUAAAGGAAGGAAGAAUUUAGAAGAAAAGAAAGAGGAACCGUUCUAAAAAGGUUAUAACAACAGUUAUUGUUGCACUUAUUGACAAGUAAGUUAACAUUGUAGCAUCAUGACUAACAGAAAUAAGAUCCCGAAAGAUGCGAAUGACAUUUAAAAAUUUACUAAAGUGACGUUUGGCCAUGCAAAUUAAAAUGGAAAUGUGACUGAGUAGUGUAUGAGAUAAGGGAUAGAUUUACUUAUGUAGAUGUUGAGCGAAAUUCGAAAGAACUAACAUUCCAUUGGCAAACAUACCACUAUGUUAUCUAAGUUAAUUAAGGAAUAUUAAUAAUAAUGUAAAUCAUUUGAUUGA